UUCAAAUGAACAGCACAUAUUUGUCCUAGGGCUUUCCACCCUGCAUAACACACGUUUUUUCAUACGAAAUAUAGUCAGCUAAUAUUGAAACUCUGAUUACAAUAUUGUCCGUAACGAAAAGUCUAUAUUCUACUCCACACACUGUAAUGUGAUAAGAGUAGCCCACAGAGUCGAGAAAUUGUAACAUUGUAUCUGUCGUUAUUUAACAUCAAAGGACAGUGCAGUAGAGGGGGUAUGUCCGGAUGAAAGAGAUAGCGCUACUGUACACGAAAGCAUAUCUCCAUUUGCAACAGGUGGCAGUCGAUGUCAAUUAGAAAUAGCACGGUAUCCUUUACCUGGCUGGCGUGCAUUACCGAGAAGAGGAACUAAACGCACUGCGGCUUACCCUGGAGUAACCAUCACAUCAAGGAUUUCGGAAAUUCAGGAAAUCAAACGGAACUCUUUUCUGAGGUCCUCACGCUCCUCUCAUCAUCCACUUCUUCCACACUCUCUCUCUCUUGUGUGUGAUCGUGAUGGCGUUGUGUGUGUGAGCCAUGGCCCCCUCUCUGACCACCCUGGGGAAGCUGCCUGUGGUGCGCUGUCGGCUGCUGCAGCGCUACGAGCACCAGCCCUUUGUCUCAUGCCUGGCCGGCCUCUACGGCUGUCAAUGGAGACGCUACCAGAGGACCCGUGCCACGCCGGGAGACUGCUGCUGCAGCAAGUUGGAAUGUGCCAGCUUUGCACUCCUCAUCGUGACAUUCUGUCUCACACUGGUCUUCCUCUACUUCUGGAGUGAAGCUCAGAAUGACUACAAUGAUUUUGACUGGUUUAACUUUGGGAACCUGGGUUUCUGGUUCCCCUGGUCUGUGGUGUUGCUGGUCAUCGCUGCCGCCUUCUUCAGCUACGUCACUCUGCUGCUGGUGAGGGGUGUGUGUUUGUUUGUGGGGCUCCAAAAGGGGGGUUGGAGGCUGUUGGCUGUGUGUCUGCUGUCAGAGGGACAGAAGCUGUACCUACACUGGGGCCACAAGAUUGGGGUCCUGGUGAGUCUAGCCUUCUCCAUUCUGGCCAUAGCAGUGCUGUCUGACCUAUGUAGCAAAGAGUGGACCACUCUUCUCCUCUCUUUCCAGGUGACGGCACCAUAUUUACACGUGGGAGGAGUCUUGCUGAUGACACUCCUGUCCUGGCCAAUAGCCUUGCAUUUCUACGACAUCAAUAGGAAAGUUGGGCAGUUGCUCAUCAUGGGGCUGUACCUGGCGGUGCUGUGUGCCCUCUACCUGGUGCCCCUGGGCAUGUACUCACCCUGCCUUAAAGAGGAGGGCACUCUGGGCCUCGCACCAGCUCUCAUCGGGCACAGAGGGGCACCCAUGCUUGCGCCAGAGAACACUCUCAUGUCCUUUGAGAAGGCGGUGGAGGCUGGAGGGCAAGGUCUAGAGACUGACGUCACCAUCAGCUAUGACGGGGUGCCCUUCCUGAUGCACGACCACACCCUGAGGAGGACCACCAACGUGCAGGAGGUGUUCCCCAACCGGACGGACGCCCCUGCGGCCAUGUUCACCUGGGGGGAGCUGGAGACCCUCAACGCCGGGGCCUGGUUCCUCCAUCGUGACCCGUUCGGCACGGCUUGGUCUCUGGGUACCGAGGACCGGGCGCAGGCGCAGAACCAGUCUGUUUGCACCUUCAAGGACUUUCUGGAGCUGGCUUCACAGAGAGGCAAACAGGUUAUCUUUGACCUCUACCGGCCCCCUAAGGGACACCCCUACAGGGACACCUGGAUCACACGCACCCUGGAGGUCAUCCAGAAUGAGUCUUCCAUCCACUCACACCAAGUGUUGUGGCUGCCCUCAAACCUGCGGAGCCUGGUCCAGCAGCUGGACCCUGACCUCCAGCAUACAUCGGCGUCCCGGGCUCCAGUUGAGGAGCUCAAGCAGAAUCACAUUGUCCAACUCAACCUGCACUAUAGCUCCAUGUCCACAGAGAUGAUAAUUGAAUAUGCAGCGGCCAACAUCAGCACCAACCUGUAUGUGAUCAGCCAGUCGUGGCUCUACUCUCUGGCCUGGUGCACUGGGGCUCAGUCUGUCACCACCAAUGCUCUACAGUUCCUCAACAACCUCAGUAGACCCCUCUUCCUUAUGACUCCAGGUGAGUACAAUCUGAUGUGGGUCCUCACCGACGUGGUGUCCAUCACCAUCAUCUUCAUCAUCUUCAUCUUCCACUGGUGGCGAGAACAAAGCCUGGCUUUCUGUUCGGGCAGCAAACCCACACUAGAACAUGGCACCUACAUCAAGUUCAGGACAGAUGUGUGGUCCGUCUCCAGUGUCAACAUCCUGGGAGAGCCCGCUCGAAGCCCGCUGGCCACUGAGCCUAACUUGGCAACCGUCUCAGAGCACUGAUAACCAAUUCAUCAACCUCUUCUGUGAGGCUCAGUUGAAGCAAACCACUCCUCACUCUCCCUUUCAACUUGGCAACUUCCCGGACCCCAAACUGGCAAUUCACCAGAAUCGACCCAACCUGGAAACCCAGGACCCUACUGGAAACCGAGAGCACAACCUGGCAACCCCCUGUAGAUUUGUGGGAGAGAAUGAGACAAAGUGAGUGAGGCCUAGCGGAGCUGUAGGUGGUGCUGAUGUGUCACUUGCAGAAGGGAUUUCAUUGGAUAGAUAUUAAUCCUUAAGACAGGGCUGCCCAACUCUCUUCCUGGAGGUUGGGUUUUCAGUUCAAACCUAAUUUAACACACCUGAUUCUACUAAUUAGCUGCUCAAUGAGACCUUAACUAGCUGAAUCAGAUAUGC
This is a messenger RNA of Salvelinus sp. IW2-2015, 2768 nucleotides long. The record is from RefSeq and is a predicted model, not a curated record. Lineage: Eukaryota; Metazoa; Chordata; Actinopteri; Salmoniformes; Salmonidae.